AUGGUAUCUCAGUAUCCAACAUCGGACAUGCUCUUCUUCUUUGCCCUAGCGACCAGCGAGCGAGCGGGAGAAACCAGAUAGGAAGCUGAAUCUCAGUUCGUCGCGUCUUCUGCUUAAUCCUCCCAGAGGCAUUGAAGGGCGUAAUCUGGUAUUGAGGUUUUUUCAUUAGGGUAUAUCUCGUUAUGGACUUUGAUGAGUAUGAGUAUCUAGAGAAAACGGUCGAGAAUCCCCAACUCGAGAAAGAGAUUGCUAAUGGCGGUGAUGAGGUAGCUAAGUCCGAUGAGAAAGAGAAAGAGCGGAGUAGGAGCUCGAGACAUAGAAGCAAUGAGAAGAGGGGUGAAGACGACGAUGGUCGACGUUCCAAGAGGUCAAGAUCAGGAGACGAGUCACGGUCGCGCCACCGUUCCCGUUCUAGGGAUGCAGAUAGGCGGCAUCGAUCGAGAUCUAGAGAUGGGGAAAGGGAUAAGCACAGAAGUAGUAGGGAACAUAGGGAUAAGGAAAAAGAUAAGGAUCGUGAAAGAGAUCGAGACAGGGAAGAUAGAAACGGGAAAGAGAGAGAAAGGGAUAAAGAUAAGGGUCGGGACAGGAAAGAGCAUGACCGUGAUAGAGAGAGGGAGAAGGAUCGAUCACGGAGAAGCAGAAGUCGAUCAGAAAGGCAUCGAAGUCGUGAAAGAGAACACCGGGAAAGAGAUUCCAAGGACCGUGAUAGAGAAAGCAGACGACAUAAAGAUAAAAAGGAGGAUAAAGUAGAACCUGAGGCUGAUCCUGAAAGGGACCAGAGAACAGUUUUUGCUUAUCAGAUUGCUUUGAAAGCGUCUGAGAGAGAUGUGUAUGAGUUCUUCUCCAGAGCUGGGAAGGUACGAGAUGUACGCCUCAUUAUGGAUCGCAUUUCCAGGCGUUCAAGAGGAAUUGGAUAUGUAGAAUUUUAUGAUGCAAUGUCAGUUCCGAUGGCAAUCGCACUAUCUGGGCAGCCUCUUCUUGGUCAGCCUGUAAUGGUAAAACCAUCUGAGGCAGAAAAAAAUCUUGCUCAGUCAACAGCCACCGCAGCUGGAGCAGGAGGGCUAAUGGGUCCCUAUUCUGGCGGAGCUAGACGGCUUUAUGUUGGUAACCUGCACGUUAACAUGACGGAAGAAGAUCUUCGAAAGGUUUUUGAACCAUUCGGAACCGUCGAGCUGGUGCAGUUACCCCGUGAUGAAACUGGUCUUUGCAAAGGAUUUGGUUUUGUCCAGUUUGCCCGCUUGGAGGACGCUAGGAAUUCGUUGAAUCUGAAUGGCCAGUUGGAGAUUGCUGGUCGUGCAAUCAAGGUAUCGGCCGUGACAGAUCAAACUGGAGCCCAGGACGUCGGUCCAACACAAAAUACUGGUGAUUUGGAUGAUGACGACGGAGGUGGCCUGUCCCUGAAUGCACAAUCUCGAGCACUUCUCAUGCAGAAGCUUGACCGCAGUGGUACUGCAUCAAGCACUGGCAUGACUCCUGCGGCAUCUAUACCAGGUGCAGCGUCACUAAUCUCUCCUUUGGUCGCUCCUCUUGUACAAGGUUCCGUCCCUACCAUCGCUGGACUACCAGGGACAGGUAUUCUUCCUGGCAUAAGUAUCCCGACGGCCCUCGACCCCGUCGGUGUUCCUACCGAGUGUCUGCUACUGAAGAACAUGUUUGAUCCAAAUUCCGAGACCGAGCCUGAUUUCGACCUUGAUAUCAAGGAGGAUGUUCAAGAAGAGUGCUCUAAGUUUGGGAAGCUGAAUCAUAUUUUUGUCGACAAGAACAGCGCGGGUUUCGUGUACUUGAGAUUCGAAACUACACAAGCGGCCAUGAGCGCUCAACGGGCUCUCCACGGAAGAUGGUUUGCCGGAAACAUGAUUACUGCAACUUACAUGACUCCACAGGCUUACGAGGCGAAAUUCCCCGAGAGCAAGUAAAUGAUUACAGGACGAGGAAAGGUUAGUUUGGUCGGAUGGCGUGGAUGGUUUAACAUUACAAAUCUUUUGUGUCAAAGUACAGCCUUAGAUUAACAUUUCAAAUCAUAUUUGAAGAACCAAAAGUGUGUUUUGUGUAAUUUUUAACUUUGAUUUUCUCUUGAUUCAAACUUGUGCCCACA
Molecule: messenger RNA, 2095 nt
Organism: Tarenaya hassleriana
Lineage: Eukaryota; Viridiplantae; Streptophyta; Magnoliopsida; Brassicales; Cleomaceae
Product: RNA-binding protein 39
Exons: 14
Coding region: 183-1916 (577 amino acids)
Biological process (GO): mRNA processing
Cellular component (GO): nucleus
Molecular function (GO): RNA binding
Source: RefSeq, a predicted model, not a curated record